UAACAACAUGUUCAAAAUUUCGUAAUCGUUAUUCACUUUGUCAAUUGCGAGGUCGGUUCUGCUCAGCCGUAGAAAGAGGUUUUUUUUAGCUGGUAAUUAGAAGUCGAAGUUGUUCAGGUGGAUUCGAUUUGACUGCCCUGUACGUACACACAGCAGCGAUGGGAACUCAUAGACUGAGCCCUGGGUUCAGACGGUCUGAGCGGGUUGUUCGCAGAAGAGCGCUGUGACAGAAAGGCUGGGCGCAGCAGCAGCAUGGCAGCCCUCAUAGCCGCAAAACAAGCACUGCAAAUAGAUUUAAAGAAGAGCAUAUCUCAGUUGAGCGACCAAGAGAAACUCCGACAGUCUCAUAUCGUUACUCAGAUGUUAAUCAACCACCCCAAGUAUCAGAGCUGUCAAAGGAUCGCUGUCUUUUUAAGCAUGCAUGAUGAGGUUCAGACUGAGGCGAUCAUUGAGGACAUGUUCCAGAAAGGCAAAGUGUGUUUUAUCCCCAAAUACCAGAAUAAAAGCCGCCACAUGGACAUGGUGAAGCUGACUGCAGCCAGCGAGAUCCACUCCCUGCCCCUGACCUCCUGGAACAUCCCCCAGCCCUCUGAGGAGGACCACAGAGAGGAGGCUUUGGAUACAGGAGGUCUUGAUUUGAUCCUCAUGCCUGGCCUGGGAUUUGAUAAGAAUGGGAACCGCCUGGGCCAUGGAAAGGGGUACUAUGACACCUACCAGGGGCGCUGUAUGAACCACCCCAAAGGGGAGCCGUACACCAUUGCUCUGGCUUUCAAGGAACAGAUCUGCGAUGCGAUCCCAGUGGCCGACAAUGACAUCCAAGUUGAUGAAAUACUGUAUGAACUCAAAUAAACUGCCCACCAGGAACAACAAAGCAUGGUUCCAAGGAUUCUUCUCCACCACAGUGGUGCCCUAGCCCCAUUUAAUUGGCUCCCCACCUUUAAUUCAAAUGUGCCUUGUCCAAUUUAACAAGCCUGUUUGAAAUGAAAAAUACACGUUACCAUGGAGACCUUUAUGUUGAAGUGAAAACCUCAGA
Polyodon spathula (Mississippi paddlefish) is the source of this 1033-nucleotide messenger RNA. It is a transcript of the gene mthfs, whose product is annotated as 5,10-methenyltetrahydrofolate synthetase (5-formyltetrahydrofolate cyclo-ligase). Bases 253 to 849 code for a protein of 198 amino acids. The record is from RefSeq and is a predicted model, not a curated record. NCBI's taxonomy places the organism in Eukaryota, Metazoa, Chordata, Actinopteri, Acipenseriformes, Polyodontidae. Gene Ontology annotation, cellular component: mitochondrion. The transcript is spliced from 3 exons. Gene Ontology annotation, biological process: tetrahydrofolate interconversion; folic acid-containing compound biosynthetic process. Gene Ontology annotation, molecular function: 5-formyltetrahydrofolate cyclo-ligase activity.